AUGAAAUUUGAAACCGGAACUAAUUCAUGGUUCCUCGAAUUCCUUCAUGUUCAGUGGAAUGCUGCUGUAAAAUUACCAAUAACAUAGGAUCCAAGGCAGGAGCCUGUUGGGUAUCCAGGCCUAUCAACAGAGCAGCAAUAUGAUAUAAGGUUCCUUCCCAAACUUUGUGGUAAUCUUGUGCCUCCAGGUCCUGCUAAUCACCAAGACCGAGAAACAAGGAUGUUGAUAUCAAUAUGGGUAAUUGAUGCAAAAGCGGAUGUCGAUACGCACACACAGUAG
Messenger RNA from Acanthocheilonema viteae, 279 nucleotides. NCBI's taxonomy places the organism in Eukaryota, Metazoa, Nematoda, Chromadorea, Rhabditida, Onchocercidae. The record is from the annotation of a GenBank genome assembly.